Molecule: messenger RNA, 1515 nt
Organism: Parnassius apollo (apollo)
Lineage: Eukaryota; Metazoa; Arthropoda; Insecta; Lepidoptera; Papilionidae
Source: the annotation of a GenBank genome assembly
AUGGCUGUAGUGAAUUUUACGGUGCCGUCCGUCGGCGCAGCGACACCGGCGCUGUUAGUCACUACUCCUGCGCCUCUACACGUAGACCUUGACGACCUUCUUUUCUCUCCAACGGAUUACCAAGAAGAAAACACACCCCAGUACCCCGACAAUGAACCUUUUUCUCCGCCUCAAAAUCAACCUCAGCAGCGACGAUCAAAACUGCGAAAGCGAGCAGGCACUGCUUACCUUCCUCCUCCUCAACAAUACACGCAGUAUCAACGACAGGAUAUUCCACUCAACCCUUUCACUGGCCACGUACAUACUAGACUUGGUAUGGACAUUGCAAACCAGCGAGUUCAACAGGUCAACCCUCAGUAUGACAACACGGGACAAUAUGUUCACGAUCCAGCUGGAGACUAUGAUUACGAGCAAAGAAGAAAUAAGGAUGGUGCACUGCGCCCACCUUACAACCCCGGGUAUGCGGAUGCUCCUUAUCCGCCUGCAACCAUACCCGAUCAGGCAUCUAGUCGAAGGUUGGAUGGGAAUCCGAACCAGAACGUGAACAAAUACUUUGGAAAUAAUCCAGUGACAUCACCAACGCAGCAACCGCGAUCAGAUACAGGAACUAAAAGUGAUAACAGUGGUGGAAGUGACUAUAGUGCAGGUCGUAGCAAUUCAAACGCUCCCACCGAUCAGCCUCGUGGUUUUGCAAAAGUAGAAUCGGGAGGCUCUGGUGGUAAAACACAGUUGCAUGCAGUUCUUGAUUACGAUGAUGAUGAUUAUUAUGAUGACGCGUCAGGGUCAGACUCAAGGCAGCCAGCAGUGACGCCACUGCAGGGACCCAUACUUUUACGUAAUGGGUCCGUGCCUGUUGUACCACUCACGUCGUACCCCACAGUCAAUAAUGGCUCCUUUUACCAAAUACCCAUUCUUUGGACAGCACUGUCAGUCGCUCUGGGCUAUGAACUUCAAGGUCAAAUCAUCAGAGGAGUGCCGUGUGUCAAGCGAAAUUAUCAACUCUAUUGUCCCACCGCUGGCAACACCUAUCCUACAGACAAAAUAGAAAUGUUUAUAGACGAGAACAAGGCUUUAAUCAGGCGCAUGUAUGGCUCCUUUUCUAUACCAGGAGGUGGACGAGUGCGAAGGGCACCGGGAGUGCCUGACAUGCAUUCUGGGGACUCGUACUUCCGUCAUGUGAGGCAGACUUCAAACUCUAAGUUACCUGAUCCUCAAGUCAAUAGUACUGGCAGAAUAGACGCGUGUCAGAGCAAAACUGAAAUAAUAACACCAUAUUGGGCGUUGAAUUCAGCGAAGAAAGUUCGAGCUAUUGUUAAUACUAUGCACUUCGAACAGGCCAUACAUCAAGAAGUAUGCAGUAAGAAGUCAACGUCAAGGUGCUCUGGUGAAUGCAGUUGUGAACAAAAAUAUAAAUGGCAUCGUUUACUCGCUUAUGAUCCAAGCAAUGACUGCGCCGGCAUAUUUAUGGACUGGUUCCUAUUUCCAUCUUGUUGUGUUUGCCAGUGUGAUCCUUAA